AGUCAUCCGGUGGGUCUUGACAGAUGGCGGGGCGGCAACAGGAGAGCGAGUGACUGAGAGAGCGUGAGGCCAGGAGCAUUGAGCGGAAUAAAGUGAGGUGCUCGUUACAUUGCAACUCACUGAAGACGUAACUGUGUUGCACUGCCAGACAUGGAACAGAAAAAACAACUGGAAAUGGAAACAUGCAUCAAAGUGAUGGAGGAGUUGAUUGUGGAGUUACAUCUAUUCCUGGAACUUCUUGACCAUGAAUAUCUAACCACAUCUGCCAGAGAGAAAAAGACUGCAGUCUGCAACAUCUUACGGAGGAUCAAGUCAGUGUUUGACUGUCAAAUGAAGAACUCUACACAGAAGCAUGACUUACCUUGCAGUGUGCCUGCACCACCUCAGAUUCCUCUACCUGAGAUCCCUCAUCCAUGGCAUCCAUUAGAAAACAGUCCACCACCUCUGCCAACGUCUUCCUUGCCUGAAGGCUAUUAUGAGGAAGCGGUGCCAUUGAGUCCAGGAAAAGCUCCAGAAUACAUCACUUCUCGAGAUUAUGAUUCGGAUGCCAUGAGUAGCUCCUAUGAAUCAUAUGAUGAAGAUGAUGAGGAUGGGAAGGGAAAGAAACUAAGACACCAGUGGCCAUCUGAGGAGGCUUCAAUGGAUUUGGUGAAAGAUGCUAAGAUCUGUGCUUUUCUUCUGCGCAAGAAACGUUUUGGACAGUGGACAAAACAAUUUUGUGUCAUUAAAGAUAACAGACUAUUGUGCUACAAAAGCUCAAAGGAUCAUCAACCUCAGAUGGAGUUAUUGCUUCCAGCCCACAAUGUGUCCUAUGUUCCUAAAGACAGCAAAAGGAAAAAGCAUGAGCUACGAAUCACCCAGCAAGGAGCGGACAUUGUCGUUUUGGCUGUGCAAAGCAAAGAACAAGCAGAGGAAUGGCUAAAGGUAAUAAAAGAUGUUGUAGUACUUUGCAAUGUAACUACUGAAACAGAUGGAUCCAUGACAAUUUUUCCUGUGAACAAAGCGGAACUAGAAAAGAAAUUAUCUGCCGAUAAGCCAAAUUCAGAUGGUGAAGGGCAUUUGGAAAAUGGUAACCAUGUUGGAAUAGCAGAUAGUAAAGACCAUGGAAAAGGAAAGAAAAAUGCAAAGACUGAGCCAAAAGGGGCUGUGAGCAAGGUCACUGGAAAGAAAAUUACCAGGAUCAUUGGUCUGGGUAAAAAGAAGCCGUCCACGGAUGAACAGACCUCCUCUGCUGAGGAAGACAUCCCUACCUGUGGCUAUCUGAAUGUGUUAUCUAACAAUCGAUGGAGGGAACGCUGGUGCAGAGUGAGAGAAAACAAACUAAUCCUCCACAAAGAUAGAACUGACCUGAAACUUCAAAUGGCUUCUAUUCCACUACGCGGAUGUGAACUCAUUCCAGGCCUGGAUUCCAAACAUCCACUGGCAUUCCGUUUGCUUAAGAAUGGACAAGAAGUUGCAGUUUUAGAGACCUCUUCAGGAGAGGAGCUGGGAAGGUGGCUCGGUGUUUUAUUAUCUGAAACUGGUUCUUCCACAGACCCAGCAGCCCUACACUAUGAUUAUAUUGAUGUGGAAACAACAUCAAGUGUUAUACAGACUGCAAAACAGUGCUUCAACUUAUUACACAGACGGUCGAUAUCUCCAAAUAGAUAUGGUGGCAACAUGCCAAAUGGAUAUUCAUGUCCACGUGGAAUUUCUCUUCAUUAUGAUGAUGUACCUUGCCUAAACGGAACAGAGCAGGAGGUUUUCACUACUAAUGCUAACACGCUCUGGUAUGAGGAAGCUCAUGGUGACAGCACUGACCUGUAUGACAACGUUCCACCACCAAAACCAAUUGCCCGCAAAUCGCAACAACUUGGGGUCCAGAGUAGGCUUUCUACUGAGAAACUAUCUUCUAAAAAUAACAAAACUCUUGCCUCUUCACCUCUGUCUUCUUCGCGGUCUAUGACUAAUAAAACUAACACCUCUGCUGCAGAAAAGGGGCCAGUCAAAACAGCCUCACAGGCAAAAGGAAAAAAGAUGCCAACAACAGUAAAUGGUAUGACAACAAAGCAAAAGGUCGGAAGCAAUCAAGUGAAAAAAGCAAAUCCUGUCACAAAUGUAAAACGCACAGCCUCAAAUGCUGAUCAAUACAAAUAUGGUAAGAACCGUGUGGAAGCUGAUGCAAAAAGAUUACAGACAAAGGAAGAAGAGAUGAAAAAGCAGAAAGAAAUCCUACGCACCCGGUUGGCACAACUGAGAAAAGAUAGAAGGGAGCUGAAAACAGCUAUUGAAACAUGUACAGGUAAGAAGUCUCAGGCUGCUCUAGAGACCAAGCUAAAGAAAUUAGAGGAGGAAUGCAAGGUCAAAGAGACUGAACGUGUGAACCUGGAAUUGGAGCUGACAGAGGUGAAUGAAAGCUUGAAGAAAGCUCUUGCUGGAGGCCCCACACUGGGCCUGACAAUAGAACCAAAGUCAUCAAGAACCUCAAGCCCACAGUCCCCUGUGUUCAUGCAUCGUACCCUGGACAAUUCUCCCGCUUCCAGCUGUGAUACAAGUGACACUGAGCCACUGUCACUGCCUGUGAAUGCAGCUGCUCUCGGAAGAAGACCCCCUUCCAUGGUUUCCUCCCCAAGUCGAGGCCAUGUACGCAGGAAGGCCAAGGAAUGGGAACUGAAGACUGGAACAUAAAACAAGAAAAAAAAGUGUUCCCUUUUAUAAUAUUUAUUUCCUUAAACAAUAUGUACAAGACCAGAAGCACUGUUACUGAGUCUUUCAGUUCAAAGAAAUACAGUCUGCAUGGUCCUCUCCUAAACUAUGGAAAGACAGCAGUUGUUCCAUGUUGAAGUGUAACUUUAUGUCUUGGGUCAAAGUUGAAAUGUUUAAACUUUAUUCCACUUCGCCUUCGCUGGGGAUUGUCUAAUUGUGUUACAGCAUUGGACAGUUGUUCAAUAAUGCUAAGUUAUUUUAAUAGAUAAAUGUCUCAAUUUAAAAAGAAGUCUGCACAAGGAACAAUUUGAGUAUCCCUAAAACAAAUAGAAAAAGAUAUAUUUAUUACAACAGAGGCAUUUUAAAUUUUCUUUUUACUUUUGUUUUUUAAAGUCAUAAUUUAUGUUGUAUAUGGUGCUCCCUUAAAGGAUGAAGCCACAUAAAAUACCAAUAGCCUCCGUAAGUUCUGCAGUAUCCACUCAGUUUUGAAAAUUGUCACCUAUUCUAAUUAUUCUUCACCCUUUUUAGAUGAGAUGCUCAAGUGUUUUCCAGGAACAAUGUACAAUUUGCUAUAACACAGUGGAUUUGGUGAUUUUUAUUGGACUCAAAACCCAUUCACUUAGAGUCCAAAUUAGACGCAUUGAUUAAUUGAAAAUGAAAUCACUCUUGAAUUUUCCAUGUAAGAUUGAUUUUAGUUCUUAAAAAUAUUUUUUCAGUCAUAGAUUCAAGAUGUUGUACUUGUUAUUUAGCGUG
Molecule: messenger RNA, 3438 nt
Organism: Chiloscyllium plagiosum (whitespotted bambooshark)
Lineage: Eukaryota; Metazoa; Chordata; Chondrichthyes; Orectolobiformes; Hemiscylliidae
Gene: afap1
Product: actin filament associated protein 1
Cellular component (GO): cytosol
Molecular function (GO): SH3 domain binding; SH2 domain binding
Source: RefSeq, a predicted model, not a curated record